CUCAUGCCCCCACGAGCUCGUUUAGUGCUGGAUCUGGCCAAAAACAGAGAGCCGGCGACCCCAACGCGAACCCAAGGAGCUGGGGGGCACCUAUGGGGCUUAAUUCGCCGUUUUACAUGCGCUCAUCCACCUGGCAGCGUCUCUCUUCUCUCCUGCCCCUUUCCCUCCCUGGCCCACCCACGUGCUCCCCUCCACACACACCCAUCCUCUCUCUCUCUCGAGGCCGGGCUCCUCUCUCUUCUCUUCUCCUUCUCUUGCUUCGCGGCACCCGGCACGCCGCCGCCCUCGCCUCGCCGCGCCCGGCUCGCCACCGCUGUCGCCUCGCCACGCACAGGUCCGAAGCAUGGCCAUCACGUGCUCCUCCUACAGCUGGGCCGGACGCGCCGGUGGAAAUGGCGCACACGCCGCCCGCGCCUCCUCUUCCUGCUCGCCGCUGCCGCUCCUCCACGCUGGUGCGGCGCCGACACGGGCGAGCUCGCGGUGCGCGGGCGCAGUGCAGGCACGGGCCUGCCCGAACGGGUCGGCCGGCGGGGAUGACGCCGGCGCCCCAGAUGAUGUCGGCCUCGUCGGCCGGCGGGGACGAGCUCCAGGGUCGGGUCGGCCGCGUGAUGCAGGGGCGGCUCGAGGGACCGGGCAUGGGGCGAGGGAGUGGGGCACGGGGCGGCUCGACGUCGGCCUCCAGCCGCCCGCUGCAGGCCGCCUACGCGCUGAGCCGCGGCCGGCGCGCGGCCAGCACGGACAGGGACGAUGGGACCCCCGGCAGGGUAUGUCACAAGAUGGCUGGGCGAGGCGCUGUACAAGAUGAGGUGCGCGCGCGGACGAGCUCCUCGUCGGCCCUGCCGCGGAGCGGACGCGGCGGCGGCUCGCCAGCCCCGGCGCGGGGCGGACGCGGCGUUCAACAUGAAGGCGGUCAAGCGGGCGAGCGAGUGAGGCGUCGACUGGGGGCUUAAACUACUGAAAAAAUUCUCGUCCCAAAAGCAAAAUUAGCGCCGGCAAGUUUUUAUCCGGAGGAAAAAUCGCAUCUGGGGACACAACGGCUGGAAAUGCUCUAACCAUGUAGACUCGGCUGGUCCAAUAACAUCUAAAUUCUUGCAUUUACAGCAAAGUGAAUUCAAGGUCUCUUCCCCGACAAAGCUUGGAACCUUACAUUAUUGGGUAGCACAUGAGGCCUCACCACUUUAAUUUAUGCCUUGAUGGAGAUAUACCAUCAAUCACCAUCACCUUCUUUCCUUCUUUCUCUCUUUCUUUGUAGGCGCUCUCCUCCCCGUGAUUUUCUUUGUCAACAGUGUGUGUGGGGCUCGAUCGACACGUCGUGGUGGGCGCCCACUCUCCGUCGCUUUGCUUUGUCUCGUCUCUUAAAGAGCUCCACACCAUAUCCUCUAGGCUCAAAAUUAGUUACUAACACUGCCUCAUCUGCUCAUCUUGUCCACUUGUUCUAGCUAGCUAGCUUGGAGCCUCUGAUUCAUGGACUUCCCGGAAAAGAAGGCUGGAUCCAUGGAUCCGGUGACCGUUGCCAAGAAGACGCCUCGUCCGGUUGAUGUCUGCGCGUGGGCGCUCUUCACCGCCUGCGCCACCGCGUUCUCCGUUGCCGUGGGCUACUCAAUCGCACACGCACACGCACACGCACACGCACACGCACACGCACUCGACCGCUUCCACGCCCCCUGCUGGCAGUGGCAGGUAACGACGAGCCGACGACCCUUCUCCCUGAUUCCAGUUCCACUACCCUUCUCCCUGCAUGCGUUCUGAAUUUCCCCUGCCACAAUUCUCCUUUCUGCCUUGUGACCACCUGACGGACGCGGACAAAGCCGUGGUGAACGCCGUCUGCCUCGGGAUGUUGUCCUGAGUCCCGGUCCUGGCGGCCUGGGCGGUGCUGGCGCUGCGCCUCCUUUGCCGCCGUCGCUGGGUCCGCCGCGCCCUCGCCUGCCUCGUGCUCGCGCUCACCAUCGUCGGCCACUGCCUGUACGCCACCGCAGCCUGCCUCGUCCUCAUCGCCCACCAAGGACACAUCUUCAUCCGGAUCUGCUGGACUGUGGGCAUCUUCCUCAUCCCCUUCAGCUUCUCAGUCCUACAGGACCUACACCUCCUGGGAGGUGACGAGGAGUGAGAAGCCGGGCAAGCACAAGUAGUAGCCGAUCAGUUGAGCUAGCUGGAGAGGAUCUGCUCAUAUGCUACUGAUGGCUAACUAUUGAAGUGAUGAGUAGGUAGUUCUAAGGAAUAGUUAAUGUAGAGUAUAUAUGCAUUAUAAUGUGUGUUAAUCUAGUAGCUAUAUUGUAGUGUUAUAUAUUUCCAUAGACCGACUAUGCUAGUUGGUGCAUUUGUGUAACUAGGAAAAGUGCCCGUGCGUUGCAACGGGAGAAAAAAAAAUUCACGCCUCAUACACACACUUAACGACAUCAGCAAAUCCUUGAAA
This is a messenger RNA of Triticum aestivum (bread wheat), 2413 nucleotides long. RefSeq names its product translation initiation factor IF-2. The transcript has a single exon. The record is from RefSeq and is a predicted model, not a curated record. NCBI's taxonomy places the organism in Eukaryota, Viridiplantae, Streptophyta, Magnoliopsida, Poales, Poaceae. The coding region runs from base 93 to 950 and encodes 285 amino acids.